GUACAACUACAGUGUACAACAAUCGUUCAAUGCUCAUUCCGCUUUUAACCAAGGAGCGUGUAGGUCGCGUGUAUCUUGCUAUAAAUAUAAACACGUGUCUCAGUGAAUUGUUCGUAUUAUAACCUAAAAUUCUAUAGUGAUUUACGUAAAAUCUAGAAUCCAUUCAGAAGAAAGAGGUUAACCGGAUCAGCUUUAACAUCAAAAAUGGAUACCAACGAUGUGCCGCCCGCUCAGGAAAUGGAGACAUUUCUGCCUCAAAACGAAAAAAGCAAAGAGGUCGAAGAAAAGAAGUACACUCUGACAAAAGAUGCUGAAUCAGGCGAAUAUGAUCCAUUCGAAGACAGGCAAUUAGAAAAUCCAACUUCUCCCACGGAUACACUCGCCCAUCUGCUCAAAGCAUCACUUGGCACCGGUAUCUUGGCUAUGCCCAAAGCAUUUUCGGCUUCUGGAUUAAUUGCAGGAAUAUUCUUCACGAUUCUAGUAGCGGUUGUGUGCACUCACUGCGCGUACGUACUUAUAAAAUGCGCUCACGUUCUCUACAAAAAGACGAAAAAGCCAGCAAUGAGUUUCCCAGAAGUAGCGGAGGCGUCUCUACUUAAUGGACCGGAAUGGGGAAAGAGAUGGGCGUAUUCAUUCAGAAUAUUUAUUUUAACCAGUCUUUUCCUGACGUAUUUUGGGACCUGCUCCGUGUAUAGCGUUAUCAUAGCGAAAAAUAUACUUCAGGUUGUGCAGCUAUACGUAAAAAGUGCGGAGGACUUGUCGAUACGAAUAAUCAUCGUAUUACUGCUAAUCCCUCUUAUAUUCAUGGUCUGGAUUAAGAACUUAAAGUACCUGGCUCCAGUAUCGAUGAUCGCUAAUUUGUUCAUGGGUCUUGGACUUGGAAUCACUGUUUACUUCUUAGUGGGCACUGGUGAAUUGAAUAUUGGCAAGGUGGCCCUUAUAAAGUCACCCGUAAAGUGGCCUGAAUUCUUCUCUCUGACGAUUUUUGCUAUGGAAGCUAUUGGUGUGGUGAUGCCGUUGGAAAACUCAAUGAAGACUCCAAAAGCCUUAUUAGGUUACUGCGGCGUCUUGAACAAAGGAAUGUCUGGAGUCACCGUUGUGUACAUCCUUCUUGGAUUUCUGGGAUACUUGCGAUAUGGAGAAGAAGUAAUGGACACGAUCUCAUCUAACCUCGGACAGAACCCUGGUGACCCCAAAGUGUACGAAAUCCUAGCCCAAGUGGUGAAAGUGAGCAUUGCAAUUGCUGUCUACUGUACUUUCGGUCUCCAAUUCUUCGUGUGCAUUGAAAUCAUGUGGAACGCCAUCAAGGAUAAGUUCACCAAACGGCCUGAUUUCGCGGACUACGUCAUGAGAACCAUCAUGGUCACCCUCUGCGUGAGCCUUGCAGUUGCUGUACCGUCUAUUGGCCCACUCAUGAGUGUAAUUGGAGCUCUCUGUUUCUCACUUCUUGGCUUAAUAGCCCCUGCCUUUAUUGAAGUCGUCACUUACUGGGAAAUCGGAUACGGCCCGUACAAAUAUCUCAUUUGGAAAAACGUUUUUGUACUGAUAUUUGGUUUGUUUGCUCUUAUAUUCGGUACCAAACUUGCGAUCAUAGGAAUUAUAAACGAUAGUGCGUGAAUAGGUCAAUUUGUGCACUUUAUUAGAAUAAUUUUAUUGUGUGAUAGUGAGUAAUAUUUUAACUAACAUAGUAUCGAGGUUAGCGACGCUACCAUCAGUGGUGCUAUUAUAGAAACUAAAAGGACUUUUAUAGCAUCGAUUCUAAGCUUAAAGUUGUCUAAAGUUUUUAAUAGGCCCUAUGGUAUAAUUUAAGUUAGGUUAUUGUGCAUGAGGCAUGAGGUGUUGAAGCAUGUAAAAAUUUAAAAGCAUUCCGGAUUAUAAAACAGUGAGAUUUUGCUGUGCUUGCAAGAACGCAUAUUUGUUUGUUAACGGAUUUGAUAUCUUGAUAUGAAUGUUUCGGCCUUUGAUACUUACCCGAUUAGCUCAACUAAUUUAUACAAACAAAUUAUGUGAGAAUCUAGUUAAUUACCAUCAAAUUUGCAUAAUAACGGUCACAAGUCAAAAUUAUAUUUUAAUAUGUGCAAUUGUUUUUAAAACUACCUUAUCGUGUUGUUGCAAGAAAUAGUUUUGCAUGAAUACAGCAUACAAUAUAUAAUAGUUAUUAAACUUAUUAUUAAUUGUAUGAUCUAUUGAGUAGAUGAAUUUAAAGGCAAGAUAUUAUUUGUUUUAAUGUUAUAAUGGAUUAUAAUUUCAUUA
Molecule: messenger RNA, 2253 nt
Organism: Pieris rapae (cabbage white)
Lineage: Eukaryota; Metazoa; Arthropoda; Insecta; Lepidoptera; Pieridae
Gene: path
Product: proton-coupled amino acid transporter-like protein pathetic
Exons: 9
Coding region: 205-1617 (470 amino acids)
Biological process (GO): amino acid transmembrane transport
Cellular component (GO): vacuolar membrane
Molecular function (GO): amino acid transmembrane transporter activity
Source: RefSeq, a predicted model, not a curated record